UUCGAUCCUUCGCCCAGCGACCCAGACGUACCUGCGGUGGUACUCUAUCUCAGACUGCCAAGAGCAUACAGGGGCAGUUGUUUACACAAGAGGCUCGUGCAUGGCAAGACUUGUGCACGGCGAGGCUUGUGCACGACAACGCCUAAGCGCAAGGCAGAGUGUAGAAGAGCAAUUUUGCAACGACUUGGACGCUUUUGUAUAUGGUGCACAGUCUAAAGACGGAGGAUUCUUGCUGUGCAGGCGCGGGUGAGGCUGGGAUGCCAAGUCGAGUACGGGUAACCGGCGAUAACGAUAUCGAAUUUAAGGCAUCCAACAGCUUAACUGGGACGCAAGCGAAAUGGUUUCUACGCCUCCAAACUUGGCAAGGCGAGACCCGUCGUACGAGUUGACAACCGUCAAGAGCUUUACAAUGUCGUGGUUCCCCAGUCUUACGGUCGUGACUACCCUCUCGGUAGACGCUCGACAAGAUGAACGACCAUGUGCGCCAAGUCCAGCCGCGUCCUCAGCCGGAUCCCAAGCAGAAGCCGACAGUGCGGACUCAUAAGCGCGCGUUCUUGCUGCUGGCCUUCUACAUCCCGCUCGUGGUCAUACCAUGGGUUGUUACUCUGGUUCUCGUCUAUCGGCCAAUGACCAAGUCGUCUUGGACCUACGGACCAGGCUUCUCGUACAAGGACUAUAAGGUCAUGCAGGGAUGGGCGAAGGCGAUACCGAUCAUGAACGUCUUUGCAGCGAUUUUUGCUAUCAGUGUCACUUCGUCGGUCAUUGCGCAAGUGGCAGUGCUAUUCGCCCAAAGGAGACAUGCCGGCCAGCAGAUGAGCGUCAGACGGCUAUUUGCUCUCGCGGACCGGGUGUGGUGUGACUGGGCAGCUCUUCCCCGGACGCUCAUGGAUGGCGAAAAGUCAGCGAACUGGAUCUUCCUGCUGGGUGCGGUCACGGUGUUCCUUGGUGCUAUCCAACACCCGCUGGUGCAGAUUCUAGUGCCGUGGGAAGAUGUCCGUAUUCCGAAUUGCGCGAGCACAAGAUUCAUCACAGAACGCGACUACGGCAUGCUACGCUGUGAUGCGCUCAGCCGGGAGCCCGCCUUAGCGUUUCAGUCAAUCGGGAUUGACCUGGAGCCAGCACAGAUGGCGAUCAUUUCAGCGUCGUCUAUCAUACCGCGCAUCAGCAGUGAUCUGUCUUCAUACACGCGUGGCUCAGAUAUUUCAUACAUGUGGCAAGCGGAGGACAAAUACGGGGCGAGUAUCCCCACAAACCUUGAUAACGCCGACCAGCAAGUCUGGAUUGCCGCUCUACCUGCCGACACUACGACAGGUGUCCUGCGCGAACACAUCAUGCGCCUCAACUCCUCUGUCUCAUGCACCAAUCUGACAGCCUCCGCGUUCCCUUCGACCUGUACCGGCACCAACCCAUUUCGAGCCUCUUUCAACUACGAGUCGUGGGAAACGCGCUGGAAUGGCACCUUGGAAGUCUGCGCACCUGGCGAUCAGGGGACAUACCCUUGGACGCUGAGUCGCAACCGUCAAGAGAUCACCGAAGAGCUGUUCAUCAGGUACGCGGAGACGUACGUCUCGGAGAGCUUUGGCGAUGAUUCGCGCGAUGGGGUGAUACACUGUACGGCGCAGACGAGCAGGGGGUAUUUUGAGCUCGGCAACUUUUACAAUGGAGGCCAAGCUGGUCCGUUGCUGGAUAAGUGGCCCAGCCGCGAGGUGCCAUACCAGUACCACGACUACUUUGAACAGGAACUUACCGCCACUUCCGACCGUCGCCCGCCGUACAUCCCGUCGGAAGUGUAAGUACAUCUUGUCCCACACCUCGAUUGCACCAUUGUUACUUGGCUGAUCAUCACAGGGACGAUUUUGUCGGUAGUGCAGUCCGCGUAUCUGACCCCAGGGAGAACAUUGAAGAUCCACCCACCUACACCUACAUGGCCGGUCCGCUGAUGACCUCGGCCCUGACCAUCUUCGGUCCCCUCUCGUGGGCCGAAUCCGUCCGCAACCUCACCAUCAACAAAUCCACCGACGAACUCGCAGCCUCGCACACCGACCA
Molecule: messenger RNA, 2046 nt
Organism: Boeremia exigua
Lineage: Eukaryota; Fungi; Ascomycota; Dothideomycetes; Pleosporales; Didymellaceae
Exons: 2
Coding region: 468-1793 (441 amino acids)
Source: RefSeq, a predicted model, not a curated record